AUGAUGGACGCGCACACGGUUCAGACCGCCAUGGCGGCUUUCGAGCAGCACCGCAUCGCCAUCCUCGCGCUCGCCUCGAUUGCCUCGCACCACCUCGUCUUCCGCCACCUCGAGCUAUGGCCCAUCCAACUCGCCCUGCUCUCCACGCUUCUCGUCACCGCCGACACCUCUCUUCGUCACUCCACCUCCACUCCCCUCAUCGCCGCAGCCAAAGCAUCCCUCGUCGACCUGUCCAUCUUUACCGCCUUCACCACGACCAGCAUCGGCGCUUACCGGCUCUUCUUCCACCGUCUCAGUCGCUUCCCAGGCCCCACCUCAUGGAGCCUCUCAAAGAUCACCUUCAUCCCUACGGACGUUGCUGGCAUGCGACCACGGGUCAUCGAUGAUGCACAUCGCAAGUACGGCGACGUUGUCCGAACCGGACCGCGAGAGCUGUCGAUCAAUGCCACGACGGCCGUGACGGCGAUCAUGGGCGCCAAGAGCAGCUUCUGGCGCGGACCUUGGUACGUCAGCACCGCGGGGAGUCGAAGCCCGCACAUCCCGCGAAACCUGCACAGCGCGGUGAUCGAAUCCAACCACUCGGCCCGUCGCAAGAUCUGGGACGCCGCGUUCAGCGCCAAAGCGCUCAAAGGCUACGAAAGCAUCCUGGUCGACAACAUGGACCUCAUGGUCAACCAGCUCGAAGCACGAGCUCAGCGAGGCGAACGGGUGAAUAUCGACGACUACUGCAGCUUCUACUCGUUCGACGUCAUGUCCCAGGCCGGCUUUGGCGGCGACUUUGGCCUGCUCCAAAAGGGCCAGCUGAGCCCGAUGAUCCAGGCGCUCGAAGACUUUAUGCAGUUCGUUCAGCUCGUCGGCAACGUCCCCUACCUGAUCGACAUCCUGGGUGCCAUGCCGAACCCCAUUGCCGAGUUCGACAAGUACAUGGCCAAGAUCGUCUCGGAACGCAAGGCGCGCAACGAAGCGGUACCGGAUAUCAUGAGCCACUUGCUACACGAGGUCGAAACCAAGGGCAGCACCGACCGGAUGGACAAGGAAGCCACCGCCGAUGCGCGUCUCAUCGUCGUCGCGGGCAGCGACACUUCGUCCACCACCAUGGGUAUCGCCACAUUCUUCCUCAUGGAAAACCCCUCGAUCCUAGCGCGACUGCGACAGGAGCUGCUCGACGUCUUCGGCGACGACCCCAGCCUACUCACCGACUUUACCCGCCUCGACGACAAAACGUGCCCGCUCCUCAACGCUGUCAUCAACGAGGCGCUGCGCAUCUAUCCGCCCGUGCAGGCGGGCUUGCAGCGCCAGAGUAGGCAGGCCAACGUGGUGGAUGUCAACGGUACACCCACCGUGAUCCCCGCCAACACCAUCGUCACGCUGCCCAUCUGGUCCAUCCAACGCGAUCCAAGGAACUUUGCCCCGCAUCCGCUCAAGUUCCGACCCGACCGUUGGCUAAAGCCUGAACACGAGGAGCGCUUCAACAAGGCGGCCUUUAUGCCGUUUUCGUACGGCAAGACCUCGUGCGUCGGCAAGGUGCUGGCGUAUAUGGAACUGAGGCUUGUCAUUGCCAACCUCGUACGUCGCUUCGACUUUGUCCCCACCCAAGCCUACAACGCCGCCAAGUUCGAGGCCGGCUUGGUCGAUGCGUUCGUCACCAGGCGCAUUCAUAAGCUGCCCGUCACCGUUCAAGUGCGCACCUCGGUAGCCUAA
Moesziomyces aphidis is the source of this 1701-nucleotide messenger RNA. Lineage: Eukaryota; Fungi; Basidiomycota; Ustilaginomycetes; Ustilaginales; Ustilaginaceae. The record is from the annotation of a GenBank genome assembly.